This is a messenger RNA of Drosophila rhopaloa, 1506 nucleotides long. RefSeq lists its product as uncharacterized. The coding region runs from base 10 to 1383 and encodes 457 amino acids. Lineage: Eukaryota; Metazoa; Arthropoda; Insecta; Diptera; Drosophilidae. The transcript is spliced from 3 exons. The record is from RefSeq and is a predicted model, not a curated record.
AGAACAACAAUGGCGUUCUCCACUCAGAAAGAGUUUUUUCACGUGCCGUUUAGUAACGAGACGUACGAGUUUGAGUGCGUUGAUGCUUGCGUUAAACUAAAGAGCUAUCCAUCCACAAUCGACGACAGAUCAUGGUCGGCAAACGAAGACAAGAAGUCGCAGUUCGUGGCUGAUCUAGUUGCUUGCAAUUCACCAAUUAAGAAGGAUCGUGGCGAAGGUGGUAAGCUUACUGCCAGAAAUCCAUUGGGUCCAGAGGAUGAGUACGGUAGUAAUUUGGUGGUGGGUGACAGCCUCAUCAAUGCCGCCGACGACACAAUUGGCCGCAUGCAGGAUCUGAUGAUCAAGAACAACAUGCUGCAGAAAAAACUGGCCGACUCCGAUGAUAAAUUGAGGACAGCCAAUCAGGAAAGUGACGAGAUUAAGCGGAUUAUGGACCAGCGCUAUAACCCAGAUAAAAGCAAGGCCCUCAAGAAGAAGAUCAAGGAGCUGGCCGAUGCUAAUAAGAUCAGUCCGCAGGACGAGAAGGAGCUAAACGAUCUGCAGGCGGCGAUUGACGACAUGAACAAGGCCCACGACAUCCUUGAGGCGGAGAAUGCCAAUCUGAAGCGGCUGAUUGAUAAACAGUCAAAGCGCUGCAAGAUGGACAGCAUCCCAAUCGAUCCGGAAAAGAGCAACGACAUCCCUUAUCUGCAGAAGAAGAUCGACGAUCUCGGAAAGGAGGUGGCCCUUCUGCGCGAAUUCGAGGAUGAUGUGAUGAAGCGGUGCGCCAAAAAGUGCGGUUCUGAUGGCAGUGGUGGAGGAGGUUCUGGAACCCCAGCAGGUGGUGCUCCAGGUAAGGGUAGCUUCUCGCCGGAUAAGGAUGCCGCCAACAUUCAAAAGAUUCUGGCCGAUCGCGAUGCCCUGCGCAAAAAGUGCAAGGAACUAGAGGAGCUCGGCGAGAAGGUCAACCAGCUGGAGCAGAAGGCUAACGAGGCGGAGUGCCUGACCUGCAACCUCGAGGGCAAUCUUCAGCAACAGAACCAGUGCAUGCAGCAAUUGCAAUGCGAGAUGCAGGACAUGCAGAGUUUCUACGAGAACGAGGUGGACAAGGCUAAGGGCAACGAGGAGAUAUUAAAAUGCCGCUGCAAUCAAAUGAAGCAGGAACUGGUGGCCGCCAAAUGCGCCGUUCAGCGGGCCCAGUGUCAGCAAAUGGAGAUCGAUGUACUGCGAAAUGAGCUGCGGAAGCGGGACAUAGCCAUUAACGCAUACGACUGCCAGUACCAGCAGCUAAUGAUGAAGGCCAAGAUGUUCAAGAGCGCCGGCUACCGAUUUCUCGACGAUCUGCCAGCCGACUGCAGCGAAAGUUGCGUGGAUGGGGUCGAGGAAGAGGAAGAAGGAAACUGAAACUGAAACGGACCACCUUGAAACCGGAACUACUUUCCCUUUGCUCAGAUAGUUUCCGAAUUGCCAAAAGCCAUUGAUCGAAAUCUAUAGUUUUAUCAAAUUAAACCAUUUACUGAACCGGAA